This is a messenger RNA of Venustampulla echinocandica, 2802 nucleotides long. RefSeq lists its product as uncharacterized. Lineage: Eukaryota; Fungi; Ascomycota; Leotiomycetes; Helotiales; Pleuroascaceae. The record is from RefSeq and is a predicted model, not a curated record. The transcript has 4 exons. The coding region runs from base 1 to 2802 and encodes 933 amino acids. Gene Ontology annotation, molecular function: protein binding.
AUGUACCGCCUUGAUGAGGUGUCAUCUAAUGAUGACUGGUAUGGGGAGGUGCAAGCUCUUGCUGCUGCCAACGGGCCUAUUGAUCAUGGACUAAAGAUUGGCAGUGCGCUCAGUUGGAAAUUCAGCAAAGAAGAGGUUGCCAACAUACUAAUGAGAAUUGAACGGCUUAAAUCACUCACCCAAAUCGCACUUGAGAUGGAUCAUUUCAAAUUGUCUCAAGCACUGAAGAUCGACACUACUGUUAUCACAAGUACAGUCAGGUCACUACAAGAGAGUCGGGCCAGCGAGCAAUUUCGCGUUAUUACGGACUGGCUAUCGUCGACUGAUUUCCCGGCUCAACAAUCCGACUUUAUCGGCAGAAGACAGGAAGAGACAGGCCAAUGGUUCGUCGUAUCACCUGAGUUCACCAACUGGCUUCACGGAAAGAAGCGGGAUCUAUUCUGCCCCGGCAUUCCUGGAGCUGGAAAGACAAUGAUUGCAGCAAUCGCCGUUGAUCAUAUAUGGAAAACCUUUCAAGGCGACAGUGUCGGUGUUGCCUACAUAUACUGCAAUUACAAAAGACGGGAAACGCAGACUACUAUAGAUCUAUUAGCUGCGAUUCUCAAGCAGCUAGUGCAGGAGCGUCCAUUAUAUGGAGAAUCACUUACAGCUCUACAUACGUUGCAUGUUAACCGGCGGACUCGUCCAUCACUUGAUGAGAUUUGCACUACACUUAACUCUGUUCUUAAAAAUUACUCUAAAGCGUAUAUCAUUAUCGAUGCUUUGGAUGAAUGCACAGACAGCGAUGGUACUCGCAGCAAACUGCUUACUGUACUCCGCAGCAGCCUACAGACCAAAACUGACACAAGGUUAAUGGUGACAUCCCGUUUCGUCUCUAGGAUUGAGCAAUCAUUUCAAGGAUCCCCAAUGUUGGAGAUCCGAGCCAGUGAGGCAGAUGUGAAACGAUUCGUUACCGGCCAGCUGCAUCGGUUGCCAAUGUGCGUCCAGCGCGAUCCUGAAUUACAGGCAGAAAUACAAGACGGGAUCGUUAUGGCAGUAACCGGCAUCUCUCAAAAAGCUCCCCAGACAGCACUAAAUGAAGCCUACGAUGACGCGAUCGAGAGAAUCGAAAGCCAAUUGCCAGAGGAAUCCGAACUAGCAAAGAACGUGCUUUCUUGGAUCACCUACGCUAUGAGACAACUUACUACUAAGGAGCUUUCUCAUGCCCUUGCUGUCGAGGCAGGCGAGUUAGAACUCGACCAAGACAAUAUUCCUGAUAUUGAAGACAUAGUCUCCGUUUGUGCGGGCCUAGUUGCGGUUGAUGAGGAAAGCGACGUCAUUCGAUUAGUUCACUACACUACGCAAGAAUACUUUGAGCGUGUGCGAGAAGCUUGGAAUUCUAAAGCUCAGGAAGAAAUCGUGUCGACAUGUCUAACUUACCUAUCCUUUCAAACCUUCAACACCGGCUGCUGCCACAAAGAUGCAGACUUCGAGAAUAGGAUUAGGCAGAACCCGUUCUUAGACUACUCUGCUCGAUACUGGGGAAGCCAUGCCCUUACCGUCCAGCAGACAACUGAAAAGCUAGCUCUACCAUUUCUCCGCAACAUGAAUCAAGUUUCAUGCUCAAUACAGGUUAUACAUAAUGCAGAUGGCUCUAGUGAAUCCUUUAUAAGAAAAAAUGUCACAGGUCUACACGCUACAGUACUCUUUGGAUUGACAUACUUGUUACAAGAGCUGAUGCAUAGCGACGGAAAUAAAAAUUGCAUACAUGCAGAUGCACGAGAUUCGAAUGGUCGGACACCGCUGUGGUGGGCAGCGAAUACAGGGAAUGAGGCAGUUGUAAAGCUGCUUGUUAAUAGGGAUGACGUUGUAGCUGACUCGAAAGACGAAUUGGGUCAGACGCCGCUAUCAAUAGCAGCAAGUAAUGGGCACGAUGCAGUUGUGAUACUACUUAUUAAGCGGGACGAUGUCGUUGUGGACUCAGUAGACUACAACAGAAGGUCACCACGAUUAUGGGCAGCACAUAAUGGGCAUGAGGCAGUUGUAAAGCUACUUGUUGAGCGCGACGAAGUUAUAGCUGACUUAAAGGACAAAUAUAGUCGGACACCGUUAUCGUGUGCAGCAAAAAAUGGGCAUGAGGCAGUUGUAAAGCUGCUUGUUAAUAGGGAUGACGUUAUAGCUGACUCGAAAGGCUUGUUGAGUCGGACGCCACUAGCAGAAGCAGCAAAAAAUGGGCACGAGGCAGUUGUAAAGCUGCUUCUUAAUAGGGAUGACGUUAUAGCCGACUCAAAGGACAAAUAUAGUCAGACACCGUUAUCGUCGGCAUCAGAAAAUGGGAAUGAGGCAGUUGUAAAGCUGCUUCUUGAGCGGGAUGACGUUGUAGCUGGCUCAAAGGACUACAGCGGUCGGACGCCACUAUCAUGGGCAGCAGAGGAAGGGUACGAGGCAAUAGCCAAGCUCCUUAUUGAGAGGGAUAACGUUGUUGCCGACUCGAAGGAUAACGAUGGUCGAACUCCGUUAUCGUGGGCAACAUCGCGAGAGGAGUGGCGUAGAUUGCGAGGGCGGGAGGCACUCGUAAAGCUACUCCUUCAGAGGGAUGACGUUAACGCCAACUCGAAGGAUAACAACGGCUGUACGCCGCUAUUAUGGGCAGCAGAUGAUGGGUACGAGGCAAUGGUAAGGCUCCUUAUUGAGAGGGAUGACGUUGACCCCAACUCGGAGGAUAACGAAGGCUACACGCCACUGUGGUGGGCAACGGAGAACGGGCACGAGGCAGUCGUGAAGCUGCUCAUCGACCGAAUAGCGAAGGAUAAGGAGGCAUAA